GGGAGUCACUGCAGGGUGGCCUGGGUGACUGCUCACCAGCCUGGCCCUCCCCAGGGUUCUGGGCCAGAGCCUUCCUGGCCGUUGGAGCAGGAGCUGUGGGUGGAACACUUUUGAGUUGGGAGAUUGCCUCGGACCUCCAGACGCCAAACAUCUCAGCACAUCCCGCUCUGGGCUUUAAACGUGACCCCUCGCCUCGCCCUGCCCUGUGAAAAUGUUGGUGCUUCUUGCUUUCAUCAUCGCCUUCCACAUCACCUCUGCAGCCUUGCUGUUCAUUGCCACCAUCGACAAUGCCUGGUGGGUAGGAGAUGAGUUUUUUGCAGAUGUCUGGAGAAUAUGUACCAACAACACGAAUUGUACAGUAAUCAAUGACAGCUUUCAAGAGUACUCCACGCUGCAGGCGGUCCAGGCCACGAUGAUCCUCUCCACCAUUCUCUGCUGCAUCGCCUUCUUCAUCUUCGUGCUCCAGCUCUUCCGCCUGAAGCAGGGAGAGAGGUUUGUCCUAACCUCCAUCAUCCAGCUAAUGGCAUGUCUGUGUGUCAUGAUUGCGGCCUCCAUUUAUACAGACAGGUGUGAAGAUAUUCACGAGAAAAACAUGCAAUUCUAUUACAUGACCGAAGGCGGCAGCUACGGCUACUCCUACAUCCUGGCGUGGGUGGCGUUCGCCUGCACCUUCGUCAGCGGCAUGAUGUACCUGAUACUGAGGAAGCGCAAAUAGAACCCCGAGCUGGGUUGCUUUCACUGCCGUACAGAAUCCACAUUCAGAUAACCAUUUUGUAUAUAAUCAUUAUUUUUUUGAGGUUUUUCUAGCAAACGUAUUGUUUCCUUUAAAAGCCAAAAAGAAAAAAAAAAAAGAAAAAGAAAAAGAAAAAGAAAAAAAUCCAAAAGAGAGAAGAGUUUUUGCAUUCUUGAGAUCAGAGAAUAGACUAUGAAGGCUGGUAUUCAGAACUGCUGCCCACUCAAAAGUCUCAGCAAGACACAAGCAAAAAUCCAGCAAUGCUCAAAUCCAAAAGCGCUCGACCGGACAUUUCUUAACUGUGGGGCUGUGAUGGGAGGAGACGAGAGGCUGGGAAAGCCGGGUCUCUGGGGAUGAGCUUCCUAUAGGUUUCAGCCGGCCCAAGCCCCGCCCAAAUCUCUCUGCUAGUGGUGGGUGGAAGAGGGUGAAGUGGGGUAUAGAAGAAUGACAGCUUCCUGAGAGGUUUAGGCCGAGUUCCAGGUGAGAAGCAGGUGUAGCCCCUGGCGUUCUGUCUGUAUCCAAACCAGAGCCCGAACGACCCUCUGGUAUAGGGGUGGGUCAGAAAGUCUCACCUCAAUUUGCCGACAGCGUCACCUGCUUGCCUUAGGAAUGGUGAUCCUUUACCUGUGUGCCAGAUUUAGACUCAGCUUCAGGCAAAACCUACAGCGCCCCCCCUCACCCCAGACCUACAGAAUCGGAGUCUUCAAGGGAUGGGGCUGGGGAAUCUGCAUUUCUAACACGCUCCCUGGACAAUGCUUCAGAUGCAUUGCAGUUGGGGACCACAGUCCCUGGGCCGGGUGAGCAGAACUGCCUCAAAAAUGCUAGGAUGUCAUCAUGUGGAGAUGAGGAGGUGAAUGUAACCCCCACAGCAGGCCAAAACCUUGGCCUCCAUUGCCACAGCUGUCUACAUCUAGGGCCCAAACCCCAUUCCUGGGCCAUGUGAACUCAUAGAUACCUUCAGGGAGUGGGGUGCAACCUCCUUCCCAUCCUAUCCCAGAAGGCCUCUCCCUUCUUGUCCAGCCCUUUAUGCUAUACUUGGCUGGCCUCUCACCCCUAUUUCUAGAGCCUCAGAGGACCCACUCACUAUUCAUUCAUUCAUUCAUUCAUUCAUUCAUUCAUUCAUCGACAUAAAUCAUGACUUGCAUGCGUGUGCCAGGCACAGGAGAUACCCUAUCGAAACAAUGUCCUCCUAGGGCUCAUGGCCUAGUGGAGGAGACAGAUUAAAAAUUAAUUAGAAAAACUGGCUGUGUGCAGUGGCUCACCUUUGUAAUCCCAGUACUUUGGGAGGCCAAGGCAGGUGGAUCACCUGAGGUCAGGAGUUUGAGACCAGCCUGGCCAAAAUGGUGAAACCCCGUCUCUACUAAAAAUACAAAAAUGAGCUGGGUAUGGUGAUACGCGCCUGUAAUCCCAGCUAUCAGGUGGCUGAGGGAGGAGAAUCACUUGAACCAGGAAGCAAGAGGUUGCAGUGAGCCAAGAUUGUGCCACUGCACUCCAGCCUGGGCAACAGAGUGAGACUCCAUCUCAAAAAAAGAAAAGAAACUAAUUACACACUGUGAUGGAGGCUGCAAAGAACAUCACUAAGAAUUCAAAAUCAUCUGGGUGCAGUGGGUCACGCCUGUAAUCCCAGCACUUUGGGAGGCCGAGGCAGGUGGAUCACGAGGUCAGGAGUGUAAGACCAGCCUGGCCAACAUAGUGAAACCCUGUCUCUACUAAAAAUACAACAAAAUUAGCCAGGCGUGGUGGCAGGCGCCUGUAAUACCAGCUACUUGGGAGGCUGAGGCAAGGAGAAUUGCUUGAACCUGGGAGGCGGAGGUUGCAGUGAGCCGAGAUUGCACCGCUGUACUCCAACCCAGGCGACAGUCUGAGACUGUCUCAAAAAAUACAUAUAAAAUAAAAUAAUUCAAAAUCGAGACCUGUGACAUGGGAGGGAAUCUGCUUUAUGCGUGCCUAUUUUUAAAUGCUCCUGGAGGCAUUUAGGCAUUUGGAUCAGUCUAAAUAUAGCUCCAUUCAGUUCGUGCAGAUGACAUUUAUUGGACAGUACCUGUCUGUAACACCCGGAAAACAUGUCUGUGGAGAGGCCCAUGGUCCCAACAGUAAAUGUGGUGAGAGGGUCCCAUAGAGCCAGAGUUUUCAAGCUUUAGGGGUUCCCAUGCCACUUGGGACAGGCUGAUUCAGCGGGUCUGGGUGAAUGUUUUGAAGGUGAUUUUAAGACUGUGGUGAGAAAUAGGGCUUUUAGGGGCUCGUCCUUCAAAUAGGGCUUUUAGGGGCUCGUCCUUGUGGCAAUGCAGGCCACCCAGGAACCAUCCCAGGAGAGAAGCUGUUUGCACCUCAUUGUUUUUUUCUGCUUAAGUUGGAGCAGGAUGCUGGGGGCUGUCCUGGGAGGGGGUGUGGGACCUUGUGCUAUUUAAAUACUUGUGCACUUGACCUUCUGCUGAGUGGAGUGAUGAUUUGCCACCAGCUCAGUUCCAGUGGAGCUGAAGACACGUCUGGCUUGAGUAGUUUUAGGGCCACCAUGGAUAUCUCUUCAAUGCAAGAUUGGCUCUUUCCAUCUACUCUUUCAUUCAUUUGUUUUUGACAGAUAGUAUUAAAUGUUUAUCAUGUUCCAGG
Molecule: messenger RNA, 3340 nt
Organism: Mandrillus leucophaeus (drill)
Lineage: Eukaryota; Metazoa; Chordata; Mammalia; Primates; Cercopithecidae
Gene: EMP2
Product: epithelial membrane protein 2
Exons: 5
Coding region: 212-715 (167 amino acids)
Cellular component (GO): plasma membrane
Source: RefSeq, a predicted model, not a curated record